AUGGCCAUCCUUAGGUCGCUGGUUCGAAUCCGGCAGGUUGAAUCUUGGAGAAAAGCACUUGUGGAUGCAAGUAAUAUUUCUGGAUGGGAACCCAAGCACAUUGCCAAUGGGGAUGAAUCAAAAGGCAUCAAACAAAUAGUUGUCGAAAUUUCACACAAGUUGCACCUAGUAACUUCAAGUGCAGAUGAAAACCUGAUAGGAAUGGAGGCUCGCUUGCAAGGUUUGAGAUCAGAGUUACAAGUUGGGAUUUGGAAGGCGGAAGAUGUUCUGAGAAUAUGUGCUAUGGAUGCAACAACGGAACUUGACAUGAUUCAAGCAAUAACAUUUAAUUACAACAAGGAUUAUCUAUUACAAGAUCUUCCUCCAAUUGUUGCAAACACGAACCACCUUAGGUGGAUAGAUUGGCACGGUGAUUUUGCAAGUCCAUUGCUUACUAACUUUCCACAAAGGACACUUUGUCAUCUACAUUUGCGGAACAGUUCUCAGAAACAACUUUGGGAGGGUUAUAAGUUGCUGCCAAAUUUGAAGACAAUUGAACUUUGGGAUUUAGAUAACCUAAUCAUGACACCAGAUUUUGAGGGACUUCCAAAUCUUGAAAGAUUCAUUCUUUAUGGAUCUAGACUAAAGAAACUCGAGACCCUUUCAUUCAUUGGAUGCCCUAAACUUUUUAAACUCUCAACAAUCCAACAACAGAACAUGGAGAAGUUACCACAUUUUCUUUUGGAUAAUAGUGGGGACGAAGUUGCAUCCUAUGUAGAAUCUAUUCCAAACUUUUUUGUUAAUUGUUGGAGGUGUGGUUGCAGCAAUCUUGGUGGUGUAGAAUGUUGUUUAGAGGACCCUUCUUUAUCUCACAACAACAUGAAGCCUUGUUUACGUGACAAUAAUAUGAACCACAUAGGGUUUCGUUCUUUUCCCAAGGACUUAAGAAAGUUAGAUCUCAGCUACUGUGAUAUGGGAGAUGAACACAUCAGCUCUUCUGUUUGGGAGUUACACAACCUGAAGACACUCAAUCUACUAGGAAAUGCUUUUUCACGAUUAAAUUUUCAUCUCUUGCGGUUUCCUCAGCUUAAAUGUCUCAAUGUGUCACAAUGCAAAGGCCUUGUGGAAUUGUCUGAGCUGCCAUCAAGUAUAGCUGUUGUUGUAGCAGAUGGUUGUAGCUCACUUGAGACCUUUGGAGAUAUUUCAAACUGUAAAUGGUUGUGGAAAGUCUUGGUUCUGGAGUCGAACAAACUCAGUCCACUUUAUGGUGACAUAUUACUAGACUCCAUGCUCCAGGGAAAUGCUAGUGAAGAUUACUUUAUCAGUAUCAUUCUUCAACAUCAGAUUCCAAACAGGUUUGUAGGUUGGCUGUUUAGGGGAAAUAAAUUUACACUCCAUCUUCCAAAAGAUUGGUACGAUGAAUUUUGCGGGUUCCUAAUAUGCUUUGUUGACACAUUGACCUAUCCGGAUAUUAAUAUCGUCAUCAAGCAGGAGGUAGAUGAUGAUAUUCUAUUUGAGAUUUGGAAGGAGUCUACGGAAAUAGUGGAGCCUGUAUAUGGUGAUCAAACAAAAACAUACGUAGGAUAUGUGCCCUUUGGUUCAUUGAGGCACACUACAUUGUCGAAUUUAUCAUACAAUAUGAUUUCAGUUUCCAUGGAGGCAGGGCAUGUUAAUGAGACUUGUGUUGGAGUUGAGCUUGUUCCUAGGAAAAGUAAAGGUGAUCGGCCACAAACAACAAAAGUUGCAACAAAUUCCUCAGAAUUUUGGGACGAAGAAGAUUAUGGUAGUAAGACAUUUACGAUCCAGCAAGAUGAUCCAAAGUCUUCUAUACAUAUUAUAUGGCGACCUUUGAACGGCAUUAUGACAACGUCGUAUUGAUUUGCUUACUGGUUUGUGAUUUUCUUUGUAUUUGUUUAUUCGACUACUUUAUGAAUUCUUACCUUGUUUAUCCUGUGCAUCUAAUUUUAUGGUUUUUUGGG
This is a messenger RNA of Lactuca saligna, 1958 nucleotides long. NCBI's taxonomy places the organism in Eukaryota, Viridiplantae, Streptophyta, Magnoliopsida, Asterales, Asteraceae. The record is from the annotation of a GenBank genome assembly.